UUGUCUAUAAUUCACUUUGACCUUUUUGACGGACUACUGUCCUUGGGCAACGUGAGUUUUCUUGCUGUAAAGAGGAGAUUACGUAUGCGCACCUUUCAAUUUCUUUAAGUGUUGCAAGGCUCAAUAAAUAACUACGGUAAAAGUGUUCUUCCGUGGGUUUUGUACAUCUGUCAAAUCGGUUCGUCAUAUUGAAGUCGGAGAAUUGCGCAGUAACACGUUUGAUAAGAUGUCUGGGAACUGUAGGCCCUUGUUGUUUGCGUUAAGUCGCUCUGUGGUGGGGAGACAGGUCUCCAAGAGCUUAUUGUCGCAGAGUAGUGCCGCAGGGACCAUAACAGUAGCGGAGAGAUGUGGCCGUCCGCGGUUCCAUCACCAUUGGACCGCCGCACUGAAACCCCGGUAUCACAGCCUCUCCGUACUGCACUCCCAAGUCGGGCUACACUCAGAGUCAGGGGCCCCCUUCAAAGAUGAUGACUACCCACCUCUACCAGACUACAACUCUGACCCAGGACGGGAGAAGAAGGAGGUGUUUAUCAUCAGAGCUAAAGGACUUCCGUGGUCCUGUACCACUGACGAUCUCAUAGAGUUCUUCUCUGAGUGCCGUGUGCGUGACGGUGUGAAGGGGAUCCACCUGACGGUGAACCGGGACGGGAAGCCCAACGGCCAGGCCUUUAUAGAGCUGGAGCAUGAAGAGGACGUCAGCAAGGCCCUGGAGAAACACAGACAGUACAUGGGACCGCGCUAUAUAGAAGUGUUUGAGGUGAACAACAGCGAUGCGGAGGCCAUCUUGAAGAAGUCAGUUCAGCUCCCAGCCAGAGACGGCGUGGUGCGGAUCAGAGGUCUCCCCUACAGCUGCACCGAGACUGACGUCAUGCUCUUCUUCUCUGCACAGCCCCCCAGACAUGGUGAGACAGACAGACCUGCAGCACAGCCCCCCAGACAUGGGUCUCAUCCGGUAUCUUCUCUGCCCCAACACUUUGUUCACAUGAGAGGACUGCCCUUCCAAGCCACAGGAGAUGACAUCGUUCAGUUCUUCUGUCCUCUAGCGCUGUCGAGGAUACUGGUGGAGUUCGGUCCGGACGGGAGGGCCAGCGGAGAGGCUGAUGUUUACUUCACAUCACACCAAGACGCCGUCUCAGCCAUGACCCGGGACAAGGCACACAUGCAAGAGAGAUACAUUGAGCUGUUCCUGAAUUCAACAUCAUCUGACGAGGGGGAAUGAAGGUUGCCAGGGGUUCUCAGCGGAGAUGACCUGUGUAUCAGAGGUGGAAAUCCCCGUCGACUGGAUGUGGCACCAUUUGUAAAGGUGUAGAAUAUAAUAAUAAACUACGUUAAUCCAA
Molecule: messenger RNA, 1337 nt
Organism: Salvelinus sp. IW2-2015
Lineage: Eukaryota; Metazoa; Chordata; Actinopteri; Salmoniformes; Salmonidae
Source: RefSeq, a predicted model, not a curated record